Messenger RNA from Cricetulus griseus (Chinese hamster), 3336 nucleotides. Lineage: Eukaryota; Metazoa; Chordata; Mammalia; Rodentia; Cricetidae. The record is from RefSeq and is a predicted model, not a curated record.
UCCUGAAAGUUAUAAGUAGUUGUAAUUCCUUGUGCUUAUCUAGAUUAAUGUUUGCGAGUCUCAGAUACUGAUGCAGUCAGAGUAAUAAUCAUUAUAUUUUUUUCAGGAAGUUAUAAAUGAUUUUUUGUUAAAGAAGGUAAAUAAAGUGUUCCUUGGCAAUCUGUCAGGACCUGGGAGUCGCUGCUUCUUCCGCCCUGGCCUGACCACAGCAGAGAGGAUCUGUUGCAGUCAUGUCCGCUGCGAUUGCAGCUCUAGCUGCUUCGUAUGGCUCGGGUUCAGGGUCCGAAUCGGACUCGGACAGUGAGGGCAGUCGGUGUCCGCUGCCAGCCGCCGACUCUCUCAUGCACCUGACCAAAUCGCCUUCAGCCAAGCCCUCUCUGACAGUGGCGGUAGAUUCGGCUCCGGAGGUGGCGGUUAAGGAAGAUUUGGAGACUGGAGUUCACCUUGACCCUGCGAUCAAAGAAGUUCAGUAUAAUCCUACCUAUGAGACCAUGUUUGCCCCUGAGUUUGGACCAGAAAAUCCCUUUAGAACACAGCAAAUGGCUGCCCCUAGGAAUAUGCUUUCUGGAUAUGCCGAGCCAGCACAUAUCAAUGACUUUAUGUUUGAGCAGCAAAGAAGAACAUUUGCCACAUACGGCUAUGCACUGGACCCUUCACUAGAUAAUCACCAAGUGUCUGCUAAAUACAUUGGUUCUGUGGAAGAAGCUGAAAAGAAUCAAGGUUUAACUGUAUUUGAAACUGGUCAGAAGAAAACAGAAAAGAGGAAAAAGUUCAAAGAAAACGAUGCAUCUAAUAUUGAUGGUUUCUUGGGACCAUGGGCAAAAUAUGUAGAUGAAAAAGAUGUAGCCAAACCAUCAGAAGAAGAACAAAAGGAAUUGGAUGAGAUCACAGCAAAGAGGCAGAAAAAAGGCAAACAGGAAGAGGAGAGACCUGGGGAGGAGAAGACAAUCUUACAUGUUAAAGAAAUGUAUGACUAUCAGGGCAGGUCCUACCUUCACAUACCUCAGGAUGUUGGUGUUAAUCUACGGUCGUCUGUGCCGCCUGAAAAAUGUUAUCUUCCCAAAAAACAAAUUCAUGUGUGGUCUGGACACACAAAGGGUGUCAGUGCAGUCAGACUGUUUCCGCUUUCGGGACAUUUGUUGCUGUCUUGUUCCAUGGACUGUAAAAUUAAGCUAUGGGAAGUUUAUGGAGACCGGCGCUGUCUGAGAACAUUUAUUGGUCACAGUAAAGCCGUAAGAGACAUCUGCUUCAACACUGCAGGAACACAGUUCCUCAGUGCAGCCUAUGACAGGUACCUGAAACUCUGGGACACAGAGACGGGACAGUGUAUAUCAAGAUUUACAAAUCGAAAAGUGCCCUAUUGUGUCAAGUUCAAUCCUGAUGAAGACAAGCAAAACCUCUUUGUGGCCGGGAUGUCUGACAAAAAGAUUGUGCAGUGGGACAUUCGCAGUGGAGAGAUUGUUCAGGAAUACGAUCGGCAUUUGGGAGCUGUCAACACCAUUGUUUUUGUGGAUGAGAAUCGACGGUUUGUGAGUACGUCUGAUGAUAAGAGCCUACGAGUUUGGGAAUGGGAUAUCCCUGUGGAUUUUAAGUACAUAGCAGAACCCAGUAUGCACUCAAUGCCUGCAGUGACUUUGUCUCCAAAUGGAAAAUGGCUAGCAUGCCAGUCAAUGGAUAACCAAAUCUUAAUUUUUGGAGCACAAAACAGAUUCAGAUUAAAUAAGAAGAAAAUUUUUAAGGGACAUAUGGUAGCAGGCUAUGCUUGUCAGGUAGACUUCUCGCCAGAUAUGAGCUAUGUGAUUUCAGGAGAUGGAAAUGGAAAGCUAAACAUUUGGGACUGGAAGACCACAAAACUCUACAGUCGGUUUAAAGCCCAUGAUAAAGUGUGCAUAGGUGCAGUGUGGCAUCCACAUGAGACAUCCAAGGUCGUCACGUGUGGUUGGGAUGGCCUCAUUAAAUUGUGGGAUUAGUUCUUUCACAAUCUGGGGUCAUUUUUGAUCCAGUGUCAUAUUUAACUAUUUAAUUAUUAAAAUGUGUUGGAUGACAAUUUGAUUUAUAGGUAAUCUUUUCAUAUAUGGCCUUAUGAAGUUGCCCCAUGGUUUUUGUUAAGAGCGUUGUAAAUUUGCCUCAUAAGUUCCUUGGCAACUUCAUCUUGUUCUUUAUAGAUGUUAUUUAUAUGAAGAAUGACAACUAACUAUAUUUGACAAGUAGUUACUGUUGGCGGGCAGUUUGCAUUUAUCCCUAUAAUGUCACUGAAAAGAUCAUUUUUGGGGUCAAGAAAAAAUGCCUAUUGAAUAUGGGAUCCUGGAGGAAAUGAUGUAACUAAUGACUCAGAAAGGUACCAGACACUUACCAACCCAACCAAAGUGGAAGGAAAGGCAUGAUACAAUUUGAUAUAUACUAAAAGAAGGCUGGAAUUACUGUUUGUCAUUUUCAUUGAAUCAAGUUCUAGUCUUUUGGUUUCACGAGUUCCAUUGUUUUUAUGGCCUGUGUUGUAUAUUUUUACUUGUAAAUGAGUGACAUUUAUUGGCUGCAACAUUCCUCUAAGUACUAAGCAAUGUAAAAUUACAAAGCAGCCCACAGUCCCUCCUUUGACUCUUCGGAUCAGGAUGGACAGGACUGUAUAUAGCAGAGAGGAAAGGGAGAUGUCUGCAAGAUGGAACUCCAGUGAGCAAGCAAGGCUAUGAAUUUUACUCGUAAUCACUGUCAAUAAGGACAUGGCUGCACUCUCAGAAAUCAGGGUCUCUAGGGCUCUGCUUCACCACUGCUACCCAUGAAUUCCCUCUGGCCAGAGUAUGAAGGCAUAGUCCAAAAUACUACCUACUGAUUUCUUUGAAGUCACAUUUAGGUUUUUUUUGUUGUUGUUUUUUUUUUUUUUUUUUUUUUUAAUUACUCUGAUUUUGCUUGUGAAUUCAAACAGUAAAACUUUUGGAUGUUAGAAAAAAAAUUAAACUUCCUUUCAGAUCUUUGAAAAAAAUGUUGACACUAAGAAAAUUUCUAGAGCCUCUCAGUUUGAGAGGCAGUAACCAUGUUUAAAAAAAAAAAAAUCACAUAUUGAACUUUGCACUGCCAAUCCAUUGCCAUGGCUGUGUCUUCCAUGAAGGGUGGUAUAUAGGAGGGAAGUCCAACCACUGUCUUAAAAAACAUGAAUUACUGAGAUGUGGUAAGAGAAAGGCUUCAGCAGCAGUAUUGCAUGUUACCAAUCAUAAUUUUGGAAUCUUGAUUUCUCUUACUGUGUUUUUGACUGUUUCUAAACUAAGUAUCUGUACAUAAAAGUUUUCUCUUUUUUGAAAAGAUCCUAUUUUUGAAUAAAGCAUUCUUUUUUGUAGAAAGUGC